Papaver somniferum (opium poppy) is the source of this 1130-nucleotide messenger RNA. RefSeq names its product zinc finger protein ZAT11-like. The coding region runs from base 375 to 1037 and encodes 220 amino acids. The transcript has a single exon. NCBI's taxonomy places the organism in Eukaryota, Viridiplantae, Streptophyta, Magnoliopsida, Ranunculales, Papaveraceae. The record is from RefSeq and is a predicted model, not a curated record.
UUCACUUUCCAUUCACAACGACAACAAUUCCCCAUUUUCAUUUAUUCACAAUCCAUCAUUUUACAGAGAGACACUACAAGAAAUUCUAGCUAUUCCUACGCUAUAUAUCACCACACCUUCAAUAUAGGUGUUGCAAAAGCAAAUUCCUAGUCACAGUAUUUUUCAGCUGCAUCUAAAAGCUAUAAUUUAUUGCUGCAAAAUGAAACUUUUACCGCACAACUGUAACAAAGAGUGUGGCAAAAAAUUAUAAUCACUUGUUACAAUAAUAAAGAUUGGGUGCAGCAAAAGACUUCUUGCUACAUAGGUUAUCGCGAUACUAGUAGGGGCUUAUGCCAUAACCAUUGGGUGCUGCAAUAUAUUCAGUUUCUUGCAGUAUGAUGAGUAACAGGAGAAGCAGAGGAGAAACGGAAAAAAGCAUGGCAGCAACCAGGGUAAAAUAUUUAAGCUUAUUAUCGCAUGACAAUGGAGAUAUCGAUUAUGAUUCUGUGAUCCAGCAACAGAGGAUGCCAACAAGUAUUGAAGGCCUUAUUUACGGGUGCAAAACAUGUAAUAAAAAGUUUCCAUCGUUUCAAGGGCUAGGAGGCCACAGAGCGAGUCAUAAGAAACCUCGGUUGAUGGAACUGUACUCAUUAGAUAAUCAAGGUAUCAGUGAUAACCAGCAGCAAGUGAUGAAACAAAAGAUUUAUGAGUGUUCGAUUUGUGGUUUAAAGUUUGAGAUUGGGCAAGCUUUAGGUGGUCAUAUGAGAAGACAUAGAGCUUCCAUGAAUGAGUGCUCGUCGACAAAGGCAGCAGCAAGAACGACAGGAUUGUCGUCCUCAUCAUCUGAUAAUACUGACAUUAGUUUUCAAGAAGAUGUACUUCCACAAGUGCCGGUACUGAAGAGAUCAAACAGUUGCAGGAGAGUGUUGAGUUUGAAUUUAGAGUUGAGCUUAGCUCUUCUUCCUUUAGAUAGUAAUAAUGAAUUUGAAUUCUCCACUAUUGAAAAAGCAGACAGACAUAUGCCAUCUACUCCACUCAUGGUUUAUAGUUUUAUUUGAUUCUGAUUAAAAAUGUAACUAGAUUUAACAUUUUACAUAGAAUUCAUACUUGUAUUAAGCUGAGUAAUAACAUUUUACAUGGGAUUUAUAGAG